ACAAACCAAACACGUCCACAACCCAACAGCUUUGGAUACAUCCACACGGACUACCCAUUCGAAUAGAGACUUCGUAAGGGCUUUCCUCACUGUAGGGCCACUCCUACUCGCGCCACCUCUCUGGAUCGGCCACAGUCCCGGCACGGUAUGCAUUGCCAGCGGCCGCUCUGGCGAUGGCCAGCCCUCCUGCGAAAACUACCUGUCGCAACCAUACCGCCGGCGGCGGCAGCAAGACAACUCACCCGUCGCAUAUCUAGCAUGCCGACUGGUCCGAUGAGCGCCCCGCAAGCCACCAUCCCUCUCCCCUAUAUCACGGAAGUAACAUCCGGUGGUUGGAGAACGUAUGACAUCUUCUCUAAGCUAUUGCAGGAGCGGAUCGUAUGUCUCAAUGGCCCCAUAGAUGAUACAUUAUCGGCUUCGAUCGUCGCGCAGCUGCUCUGGCUAGAGUCGGACAAUCCGGAUAAAGCGAUCACCAUGUAUAUCAACUCCCCUGGAGGAUCCGUGACGGCCGGGCUGUCCAUCUACGAUACGAUGUCGUACAUCCGCUCGUCGGUAUCGACCGUGUGCCUGGGACAGGCCGCAUCCAUGGGCUCGCUUCUGCUUGCCGGAGGUGACAAGGGGAAGCGAUUCGCUCUGCCGCAUAGUAGCAUCAUGAUUCACCAGCCCCUAGGCGGCACCCAGGGGCCGGCGAGCGAUAUCCUGAUUUACGCCAACCAGAUACAGCGGACGCGCGAACAGGUCAACGAGAUCUACCGGAAACACCUCAACACGGCGUCGGGACACGAGAAAUAUAGCCUUAAGGAUAUCGAAGAGCUGAUGGAGCGCGACAAGUAUCUGACGGCCCAGGAGGCGAAGGACAUGGGCAUCGUGGACGAAAUUCUGACCAAGAGGGACAAUAAGCCACCUGCGGAGGAGACGGCCAGUGAACCACCACAGCCACCACAGCCCUCACAGCCAUCACAGCCAUCAGAAUAGGAGCCCUGCAGCUACAGCCUCUACCAGUCGCAUACCCCUAGUAAGCAGUGGGGAUGAAACCGAGGGGAGAUUCACUACCCGGCUCACCGCAACUGUGUUACAAGCAAGCAAUGGACUAGGUCAUCAUUAAGAAUUGAAACCCGCUUAAGCGCAUCGAGAUUCUCGUCCGGGGUCCGAAACCAGGCAGUUCUGACUGUCAGCGUACCUUUAGAGAUUGGAUGUAUUUUACAUAUAUGCCUGAAGAGAGGGGAAGAGAGACAAAUGGCGGCGGUACCACCACACACUCCCCUGGGACUCAUAGGUAGUACUAGUUCCCCAAUGUUCUAGGCAGAUACAACUUCAUCGCUAGCCUAUACAUCCAUAAGGGUGUCCUUGCACCCACACAAACAUUCAUAUACGGAAGAUAGACAGGUUCCCAAGUUCUUAGUCGAUGUUCUGCAGGUGGCCAUGUGGCUGAUCAUUUGCACAUUGUCUGCAAUGCUACCUACUAAUACCGCGA
Molecule: messenger RNA, 1474 nt
Organism: Durotheca rogersii
Lineage: Eukaryota; Fungi; Ascomycota; Sordariomycetes; Xylariales; Xylariaceae
Product: Clp protease-domain-containing protein
Exons: 4
Coding region: 148-975 (275 amino acids)
Biological process (GO): protein quality control for misfolded or incompletely synthesized proteins
Cellular component (GO): endopeptidase Clp complex
Molecular function (GO): ATP-dependent peptidase activity; serine-type endopeptidase activity; ATPase binding
Source: RefSeq, a predicted model, not a curated record